AUGGUGGGAGGAGGGAAUAGCAGGAGGGACGAGUCUUUGGUGAUUAACAGCACCAAUGUUUUUGCGGCGCUUGGGAGUUUGAAGAAGAAGAAGAAGAAGGGAGGAAGUGAAAAGGAACAUCAAGGCUCCUCUUCUAAGACCAAAGGGAAAAAGGGAGCGGAGAAGGAAGCGGAGAAGAAAGAGGUGUUCUGGGCGCCAUCACCUCUCAAGACGAAGUCUUGGGCUGACGUUGAUGACGAAGAUGAUGAUGAUUAUUAUGCCACCAUGGCGCCUCCUGAUUCUGCUUGGGACACUCAUAAAGAACCUGAGCCUGCUUUAGAGGAAAGUGAAAGUGAGGAAGAAGGCCCCGAUGAAGUUGAUGAUGAAGUUGAAGAGGAACAUGAAAUUGAAGCUGAGGCACAGAAGGAACUGAAGAAGAAGGGGCUUGAGGAACUGGAUGCUGUUCUUGCAGAGUUAGGAUUUACCAAACCAGAGUCAAGUGGCCCAAAUGACUCCCAUGGCAUUGCAGAGGGGAAAAAUUCAGACAGCAAUGGAGAAAUGGAAAAGAAAGAGAAUGCUCCUGCUGAGAGCAAAAGUGCCAAAAAGAAGAAAAAGAAGGAUAAAUCGACAAAGGAGGUGAAAGAAUUAUCGCAGGGCCAGCCUGAAGGCAUUGAUGCUGGAAAUGACACUGAAGAAACUGGUGAAACUGAGAAGCCAGAAGAGACAUCUGCAGUUGAUGUGAAAGAACGGCUGAAAAAAGUAGUUUCUAUGAAGAAGAAAAAAUCAGGUAAAGAGAUGGAUGCUGCUGCCCGAGCAGCUGCCAAUGAGGCUGCUGCAAGGAGUGCAAGGCUUGCUGCUGCUAAGAAAAAGGAGAAGAAUCACUACAAUCAGCAACCAGUGCGGUAAUCUGGGAAGAGCUUCGGGUUUUGCUUUUCAUUUUAAAUUCUCACAUAUGAACAUGUACCCUCUCCUGUUUCUUUUGUCAAUGCAAAAUAAACUUUAAGUAAAUGGUUUUUGUGAAUGUGACUUUUAGCAGGCCGCUUUUGUUCUCAGAGAAAAAUUCACUUGUUUUAA
Theobroma umbraticum is the source of this 1053-nucleotide messenger RNA. NCBI's taxonomy places the organism in Eukaryota, Viridiplantae, Streptophyta, Magnoliopsida, Malvales, Malvaceae. The record is from RefSeq and is a predicted model, not a curated record.